AUGGUUCUCGUUACAGGAGCCGUUGUUGGGACCGUCGCGACUUGCCCUCCUCUUGUUUCCCUUUUUGGCCAGGCCGGCGCUACCGCUGCAGGUACUGCUGUAAUUCCAACUGUCGCAGUGUCAGAGGGUAUCGGCAUUGGAGGCUCUGUUUUGGCAGUGGGCGAAGGCGCCGUCGUCGGGGCGGGAGUCAUCGGCAGCGGUGGUAGCAGUGCCGCUGGCAUCGCCCUUUCCACAUUUGUCGGACCCAUUGGCUGGGCUGUUGUAGGAUGUAACAAGAACGGCGAUCAUAACGGCGACAAGUUGUACACUUGGGAUUGCUGGAAGCCUGUGGUCAGGGAUGUAUCAACGCAACCAUCUCACGGGAUGACUCUUCACCGCCUGGCUACCCAUCCGAACGUUCGAUCUAUGUCGUACGACCAGGGCGGCCUUUUGGUGGGAAACGUUUUCGGCGAACACUUCCGCCUCACUCCCAUCAGCAUUAAGGGGACACUGGCUUUUCAUGCGUCGGUUUCCUCACCCUGA
Molecule: messenger RNA, 522 nt
Organism: Diaporthe amygdali
Lineage: Eukaryota; Fungi; Ascomycota; Sordariomycetes; Diaporthales; Diaporthaceae
Exons: 1
Coding region: 1-522 (173 amino acids)
Source: RefSeq, a predicted model, not a curated record